CUCACCAGCCGGCAACAGACUUCAUUUCCCAGCACAACUGGCAAUUGUUGUUGGUCCUCCUCACAACCACCCAAUGGCACACCAAACAGCUGAAGUACUUUCGACGUCCAUACAUCUAACGACCAUUCGUGGAGGUGUUUGGUUGGCCAACGACAUGCACGUCUCAGAUGACCACACACAAGGCCGACACGCUUGGAUUACCCCUCUUCAUUUCUGAUGAUGCUAAGUAUCGGGAUCCUGCCCAUGAAUACACUUUGUCUCGCCUUGUCGCCUUUCCUCAAUCAUUUUGGACCCCAGUUCACCGCCCGAUAACCAGGCCCUGCUGAAUACAACCCUGGAGGCUCGCAUUGACAAUCCUUCCUACCUGGUCGUGAUAAUCAUCGACGAAAUGAGCCUCACUGUUCCCGUCUCCAUUGCCAGAAGCCUCAAUUACAAACAGGCCCUCCAACUCGCCAGACAAUUAGGGCCCGCGGUGAUAGGGCUAACUCAGUUGUGGAAUCAGUGGAGAGACGGGAAGGCUUCAAGACAACAGGAGCAGACGUACCAGGAAAUACGGGACGCUCUACCGCAGUUACUCAACAGUAUUCAAGCGAGAGAAAUUAGGGUCGUCCCCAAUGCGUUUAAUUCGACCCCAGCCUUCCUAGCCUACUUCGAGGCGGCCGCCCUGGGCUCUAUAACCUUGGUACUGUUGGAUGUCGCUAGUGCCAUCAGGAGAGUCGGUGCAAGCCUUGAUGCCAUACGGUCCGAACUCGAGAUUGCAAACAUCGCCAGGGUACAAGGUUGGGGUCACGGUGGGUUCGGCGCCUACGUGCAUCGCUUCGCCCAGAAUGAGAUGGCUGCCGUCGACGGUACACAGGAUGGUCAACACCACUUCUUCUAUGUAUGGCACCCGGACAGCGAUUGGUAUCCUGCAUUCGAAGAAAGACAGGCAGAAAAUCCCCUUGGUCCUGCGUUCGGAGGCUAUCAUCAUGAUCUUGCGACAAUAUGCCUGAGGAUGCGAGCCGAUAGAGAAGCUCUUAUUGCAACGACCGAUUAUGGGCGUGCCGCCAUGUUCCAUCUUGUUAUUCCAGCCUACUACCCGCUCGUGAUGGACCAUCCCAUUGCCUUUGCUGACGAACUGCUACCGCUGGUCAUUACCGGGGGCCGUCAUCGAGGUACCGACCUUGUGUGGCUUGCCGUUUAUCGGUCUCCUAACAGGGAGAGACCGCAUCUCAACUUUGUCAGUCUCCUGCCCCAGGGUCACGAGAACCUAGCGAUAAGUAUGGGAGGGUUUGUCGGUUUUUUGUUGGGUGCGGCUGGGUGUUCAGUUGCAGCAACGGCUUUCCCUCCUUGCGCUCCAGUUGCAGGAAUCGUGAUUGAGCCAUUGAUCGCGUCCGCGUUGGCGUCCUGGACGGUGGGAGCGGCAGGUAUAGUUUAUGAGGUGGCGACAGAAGAAAGCACCCAAAUUCUAGGGGAUCCUAUUUUCUUGGAGUAAGCGUCUUGUGAGGUAUUCCGCACCCAUUUAUGGUAUUCACAGAACUUAUUGGGGACUUGGCUUUUGAAUAUACAAUUGUCCACGUGGCACUGUUAAGAGCGACUCGGCAGGAACCACUAGUAGGGUACGGUCUCUGUUAGAACUAUACCUCAGAGAAUGUUCGAUAUGUGCAAGGCGGCGGAUCCCAGAUGUAGAUGGUAGCCAACGGGUAUAAACGUCUCGGUAUCACAUUGAAUUGGGUGGGGUUUCCCUUUGUUCCGCUAUGCAAGCCCUCCUUUCGUUCAACUCUCGUAACACCUUUGUCCUCUAGUGUUUCUCUGAUCAGUAAUUUUAUAGCCUUGACGAAGCAUUUCUGGCAUUACAA
Molecule: messenger RNA, 1838 nt
Organism: Fusarium oxysporum Fo47
Lineage: Eukaryota; Fungi; Ascomycota; Sordariomycetes; Hypocreales; Nectriaceae
Exons: 1
Coding region: 389-1474 (361 amino acids)
Source: RefSeq, a predicted model, not a curated record